GCCUACAUGAAUCCAAUAGCGAUGGCUCGAUCGAGGGGUCCAAUCCAGUCUUCAGGGCCAACAAUCCAGGACUAUCUGAACCGACCGAGGCCUACCUGGGAGGAAGUAAAGGAGCAGCUAGAAAAGAAAAAGAAGGGUUCCAAAGCUUUGGCUGAAUUUGAAGAAAAAAUGAAUGAGAAUUGGAAAAAAGAACUAGAAAAACACAGAGAGAAGUUGUUAAGUGGGAAUGAAAGCUCAUCCAAAAAAAGACAGAAAAAGAAAAAAGAAAAGAAGAAAUCUGGUAGGUAUUCAUCUUCUUCUUCAUCGAGCUCUGAUUCUUCCAGCAGUUCUUCAGAUUCUGAAGAUGAGGAUAAAAAACAAACAAAAAAGAGGAAGAAAAAGAAGAGCCGUUGCCAUAAGUCUCCUGAGAGCUCAGUGUCAGACUCCGACUCGGAUAGCAAGGACAGUUCAAAAAAGAGAAAGAAGUCAAAGGAUGUGACUGAGAAAGAAAAGGACACUAAAGGACUCAGCAAAAAAAGAAAGCUGUAUGACGAUAGAGCGCUGUCCACUGGGUCGUCAUCAGAGUCGGAUUAUGAAGAGGUGCAAGCAAAAAGGAAGAAAAGUGGUGAAGAACGCGAGAGAACAGCAAGACAAAGCCAAGAAGAGAAGGAAGCAUAAGAAGCACAGCAAGAAGAAAAAAAAGAAGGCCGCUGAUUCAAGUUCAGACUCAGCGUAGCAUCUGGAAGACCAGGGUCCCUUACCGAGUGCAAUGUCGAAGGAGCUCUCAACUGUGAAGAUUAGACAUACGGAGUAACGUGCAUGAAUUAAUUCCCUUGUGUGUAGACUUGUCCUGGACUAGUCAGCAGCCACUCGGAUACCGCCAUGCGUGCGAAGGGCCAUGAUUGUUGCCUGCUGCUUGAACACCUUUUCCUCUUCCAGUCCUUGGUGACUCUGGGAGAUCGUACUUUGCAGUCAUACUAGUGGUUAAGACAUUUGGAAUAAAGCUAAUAUUUUUUACUAGAAGUACGUAAGGCUAAAUCAUCAGAAACUGAAUCUGGAUCCAUCUUUAAGAUGUAACCAGAAAUACUAAGCUGACUCUAGUAAAAACUUUCAAAGUAGGGAUUACAUUAAAAUUUCAAAAUCCUUACUCUGUAGAUAAGUGUAUUUUAGUUUUUCCCCACGUAUAUUUUGGUUUACUUGGGGAAGGAGCUUUUAAAGAGGGGGCGGGUUGCUGUCUCUUCAGCUACCAGAACAGCGUGCCUUUGAUCUCACACUAACUACUUCUGUGGACACAGUAGCCAUGUUUCCUGGGAGGUCAGAGCUGGGCACCAUCAGUCCUGCCCUUGACUGAGGUUAACGACAUCUGUAGACUGUUGUAUGCUGCUUCGUGUGAACCAGAGAUACCCAGCCCUUUGCAGCAUGAGAACGCCCCCAAAGCUCUGGAAUUUACCUCCACUUCAAUAAUAACAACUGAAUGUUUUUUAGGGUUAGGUUGUGUUAUGUCAUUUGAAUUAAUUUUGCCUACACUUUGGCUUUGGAGAGGAAUUGUUUGAUAGACACUGGUACUUUCUGAACUGAUAGCUAACAAUUCUAAAGUGCAUGUUUUAUACCGGCUUUAACUGGUCAGAGGGUUUUUAUGUAGCCAGUGAUAGCUACUUUAUGUUUUGUAUAGAUUUUAUUUAGGCUGCCAUGUUUAGCUUUUAACUCCUUACUCUUGCUGUCUUCAUUACUGUGUUCAGUGGCACAUUAACACGACAUUUAGCAUGUAAAAAGCGGAACUUUUGGUUUUUGUGUUUAACAGCUUCAUAUUGAAGCUGAGACUUAGCACAAACAAGUUAAGUGGCAGGCCUGGUAUGCUGUAUCUUGUUACAUAAAGCUAUGGCAGAAUCUUAGUAAAUAGAAUGUUUUAAAAGUUUGUUGUCUUUGCAUAUUAAUAACAGAUUAUGACAUGUUAACUUAGGUGAGAACUACAUUACUGCUCCUCCUGUGUCAUGUUGUACUGAGAUCUUGUGCCUCAUAUCUCUGAGUUUCUGGGAAUGUUAAAAGGAAUUGAUAAGUCAUUUUCAUUUUACACUUUUAUAUAAUCAGGUAAUAUGAAAUAUAAUGAUGUACAAUUUUGCCUGUUUCAGAAGGUGUGCUAAAUAUAGUGGAAUACACACAGACAUUUUGGCAUGAAAAGAGGCUGAAUAAAUAGCUAUUUUACUUAAAAUAGCUGUGUUCUUAUCUCCCUUUGGGUCUCAGGUAGUUACAAAGUUAAUGGUAAAUAUGCCCUCAGGUUUUAGUGAUAAAAAAAACACGUUUCUUGGGAGGUUCCUUAAAAUUUUCUACUUAAAGAUGCAUUUAUCUCCCACUGUAAGGUAUCAAAAACUUUGAGGGAUAUACAAUACCCCUCCUAAAUUUUCAAAAUUCAGUUGUUGGUCAUGUUUCCUCCUGCGUAUACAAGGCCCCUUUACUUCUGGUCCCUAUAUGACAGCUCUCUCCUGCAAGCAGCAGCUGUCUGUUAGACAGAGGAGGAGAAGUGGGCACUAAAUUUAGGAGAAUGCUGUGUCUUUCAGACUUGUGUCUAGGAUUCACCCUGGUGUUUGGUGACUGUAGCAGUCUCUUGAGAGGUAUAAAAAGGCUACUUAUGGGGUGUUGUCCCUUAUAUUAAUUCCAUGAUUAUGAUGAUGUGUAAGUUAAUGACAUACUUUCCUUCCUCCACCAAAACUGCCCUUCUUUCUUGGGCGAUUUUGUAUCAGUUUUACAAACAUGGAAUGUCUCUUAUGGAAUGGCACUAUGACAUCUGCCAGAACGUGAUGAAGGUCUGUAGAAAUGUCUUGAUACCAGCCCUAGCUUUUUGGUCACUUUUGGAGUCCUGUGGUUGCCCUUAGGUGUUUUAAGUACUCGAAGAGUGUCCAAGUUUAAUUUUAUCCAAAAUACAGAUUGGUACCUUUAGUCAA
Cricetulus griseus (Chinese hamster) is the source of this 2918-nucleotide messenger RNA. The record is from RefSeq and is a predicted model, not a curated record. Lineage: Eukaryota; Metazoa; Chordata; Mammalia; Rodentia; Cricetidae.